AUCGCUUCAGUGGCUCAUUUCAGUUUUCAGGCUCAACUGGCUCCUAUCGGGUCGUUUUGUGCUGUUCCUCUUUCGCCGGUGUAAACUCCAGGUUUAUUUUUGGCGGACUCACCUUUUUUCAUAAUCGUGCACUCGGCAUUUCUCAAGAGACAUCUUAUCAGAGUAGCUGAAUUUUGCGUUGGCUUUUGAUAAGGGAGUUCUUUUUUGGAGAUAAAACACCCAGUUUAAUGUUAUACAGUGCUCAUUGCUCUUUGCAAUCUGACUGUGAGUGAUUAAGAAAAAAAACAGAAAGGAUUGGAACUGAAAAUUAAAGUUAUACCAAGUAGUGCAUAAGCCAGAAAAACAGAAAAUCCAGAAAACACAAAAAAAUGGAACGAAAUUCUGAGCAAAAUCAUGUGGGAGUACAACCCAACAAUGCCGGUGCUCGAGUAUAUUCCGCAAUUGUGCUCAUAUUUGACCUCAUCAUGAUCUUUGUGCAGUGGACCUACUUUGUAUUUGAGGGCAUCUACCUACUCUUCAAGCCACCGGAAGAAAAAUCUGUUGUAGGGGAGAUUGUCCUGAUAACAGGGACUGGUCAUGGAAUUGGCAGGGAGCUGGCACUCCAAUAUUCAGCACUGGGAGCCACAGUUGUCUGCUGGGACAUCAAUGAGGAGGGAAAUAAGGAGACUGUGAAAGAAAUUUGCUCCCGUAAGGGAAAAGCCCAUGCAUUUGUGUGUGAUGUCUCGAAGCGUGAGGAGAUCAUUGAGGUGGCCAAGAAGGUUAAAGCGGAAGUCGGAACUGUGACGAUCUUGGUUAAUAAUGCCGGCAUCAUGCCCUGUCAUCCUUUCCUGCAACAUACCGAUACGGAAAUCCGCAAAAUCUUCGAUAUUAAUGUUCUGGCGCACUUUUGGAUGAUGCAGGCCUUCCUCCCUGACAUGAUCGCCAAACGUCAUGGUCAUAUCGUUUCACUUUCAUCCAUGGCGGGAAUUGUUGGACUGCAAAAUCUUGUGCCAUACUGUGGAUCCAAAUUCGCUGUUCGUGGACUCACCGAAGCUAUCUAUGAGGAAUUUCGUAUGGAGGGACUUUGGGAGCAGAUCAAAUUCACCACUAUCUAUCCCUACAUGGUGGACACAGGACUUUGCAAGAAGCCCUACAUGAGAUUCAAGAAUCUCAUGAAGCUCAUCAGACCUGAGGAAGCUGCCGCAGCCAUUAUUUCUGCCCAGAGGCAAGAACUAAUCGAAGCAUCAAUUCCCAAAUACCUUCUGUACCUCAAUGGAUUCACCCGCUUGUUCCCUGUCAAGUGUGGUGUUCUCCUAAAGGAUUUCUUUAACAGCGGAGUCCACUCAGACCUGACUGAGGAAAAAUAAAUUUUUCGUGUGUGAUAAAAUUUUGAUAAACUAGUAAGGGCGGGUGUAGAGAGUGAUUCUAGUAAUAAUCUAUUUUGUAUAGAUAUUUUGAAAAUGUUUGUUAUUGAAUGUAUGUACUCUCGAUGAUUCCUUUUUCUAAAUAAACCUUGUAAAAAAAAUUAUGCAAAAA
Molecule: messenger RNA, 1515 nt
Organism: Phlebotomus papatasi
Lineage: Eukaryota; Metazoa; Arthropoda; Insecta; Diptera; Psychodidae
Gene: Ldsdh1
Product: epidermal retinol dehydrogenase 2
Exons: 4
Coding region: 369-1346 (325 amino acids)
Cellular component (GO): lipid droplet
Molecular function (GO): oxidoreductase activity, acting on the CH-OH group of donors, NAD or NADP as acceptor
Source: RefSeq, a predicted model, not a curated record